Molecule: messenger RNA, 1096 nt
Organism: Cataglyphis hispanica
Lineage: Eukaryota; Metazoa; Arthropoda; Insecta; Hymenoptera; Formicidae
Gene: Nubpl
Product: iron-sulfur protein NUBPL
Exons: 4
Coding region: 71-1024 (317 amino acids)
Biological process (GO): mitochondrial respiratory chain complex I assembly; iron-sulfur cluster assembly
Cellular component (GO): mitochondrion
Molecular function (GO): ATP-dependent FeS chaperone activity; ATP binding; 4 iron, 4 sulfur cluster binding
Source: RefSeq, a predicted model, not a curated record
CUAACAUAUAUAUUUUAUACAAUGCACAUUUAUUUCGCGCGCACACGAGGUUACAGAUUAAUCUUUGAAAAUGUUAAAUAUUUCUGUGAGACCGCGUUUAGGCGAAUAUUUUAAGCAGCUUCAGUACCUGUGGCAACGGCAUGAAAAAUACAACACAGCAGUUGAUUCAGCUAAGAUCAGGCAAGAGAGCAUAGAAGCCAGACAGAAAGAAAUCAUGGCACGUGGACUUCCUAAGCGAAAGCAGAUAAAGGGUGUUAAACAAAUUUUGCUAGUUGCCUCUGGUAAAGGUGGUGUUGGAAAAUCGACAACCGCAGUGAAUUUAGCGACAGCUUUAAAAAUUAUUGAGCCAAGAAAAUCAAUUGGCUUACUAGAUGCCGACAUUUUUGGGCCGUCUAUACCAUUGAUGAUGAAUAUAUACGAGUCACCCAUGAUAAAUAAAAAGAAUCUCAUGGAACCUGUUAUAAAUUAUGGUGUGAAAUGUAUGUCCAUGGGAUUUUUAAUAGACGAAAAAUCGCCAGUAGUAUGGAGGGGACUCAUGGUGAUGAAUGCAUUGGACAAACUGGUGAAUAAAGUGGCAUGGGGAUCACUUGAUUAUCUUGUGAUAGACACUCCUCCUGGUACAGGAGACACACACCUCUCCCUGAUUCAAAAUUACUUUAUUGCUGGCGCAUUGUUAGUAACGACGCCGCAAAAAGUUGCAUUAGAAGUGACCAGGAGAGGCGCAAAUAUGUUCAAGAAGUUGGACAUACCUGUUGCUGGUAUUGUGGAGAACAUGAGCACCGUUAUAUGCCCAAAAUGCACGACAGAGAUUUCAAUCUUUGGCAAUGCCACAUUAUCAUUAGCUAAAGAACUUGAUGUAGAUAUCUUACAGAGGAUACCAAUGCAUGAGAACAUCGCAGAAUGUUCGGAUAGUGGUAAACCAAUUGUUUUGGCAUUUCCAAAAACUAGACAGGCAGAGAUUUAUAGAGAAUUAGCAGAACAAGUCAUUACAUUUUUGAAUGAACAAGAAAUACAUGAGGAAUGAAUUUGUACUCAUGAGUAAUAUCUGUAUAUUUCCUUCUGUAAAUGUAAAUAAUAAAAAAGAUUGUAACAAGAA